Messenger RNA from Erythranthe guttata (spotted monkey flower), 2922 nucleotides. NCBI's taxonomy places the organism in Eukaryota, Viridiplantae, Streptophyta, Magnoliopsida, Lamiales, Phrymaceae. The record is from RefSeq and is a predicted model, not a curated record.
AUGAGUGCAUCGAAUGAGGAUCGAGAUACGGAAUCCAACGAGGUAAAAUUUGUUCGUUUUUGUUCUUUAAAUCGCGAAAACAAGACCCACGACCAAGUUGGACGCCCAAAAAUACGUCUCACGCCUAAACUGAACGCGGAAAACCUAGAUCCACGUCCAAACCGAACGCACGGGAUGGUACUUGGCGCCCGGUUCGAACGCGAACAAGUAUUUCCCGCGUCCGGUUCGGGCGCGGAGAACUACUCCCCGCGGCCGAUUUGGGCGCCAAAAACCAAAAACCACGUCCGGUUUGGGCGCGGAAAACUGCCAACCGCGUCCGGUUUGGGUGCCCAAAACCGAUUUCCGCGUCCGGAAGAGCAACAACAAAAUUCUUCUACAUUUGAAGUUGAUCAUAGUGAGCAUUUUAUAGUACCGGAACUUUUUAACUCGAGGAUUGAGUUGGUACAAUGGGCGAGAAUGACCGCCAAGAAUCUUGGUGUAAAGUUGGUGAGCCGUAGUAGCCCUUCAAAUAGAGCAUAUCUUACUUGUGAUCUAUUUGGGGUGAAGAGACCAAGUAAAACAGACACAGAUGUGCCAAACUCUCGAUGGUCGGGCACAAAGAAGAUUAAUUGUAAAUUUUACUUGAAGGGAGAGCAACAUUACGGGGAUAGAUGGGGAAUUAGAAUAUUAUACGGGAAACAUAAUCAUGAUCCCGUAUAUUUGUUUGGGCAUGGGUCUACGAAAAUGACUGAAGAGGAGGUGGAAAUCACUCGGAUGUUGGCAAAAAGUCAUGUGCCGCCGAAGAAGAUUUUAAUACAUUUGAAAGAGAAGAACUUGGCAAAAGAUGUGCAUUUGAGACAAAUAUACAAUGAAAAGGAGAAAAUGAAAAAGGAGGCUAGAGGCGGACAUACAAUUAUGCCGCAUUUGGUUGGGUUGCUUGAGGAACAUAAGUAUUAUAAGUGGAUCCGCACUGAUCCAACUACGCAUGAAGUGAUUGAUCUGAUGUGGGCACACCCUCAGUCGGUCGAAAUGUUGAGACUGUUUCCAUACGUUUUGUUGUUUGACUGUACGUACAAAACAAAUGUGUACAAAAUGCCUUUGUUGGAGAUUAUUGGUGUUUGCUCUGAGGGUCUGAAUUUUACUGUUGCAGUGGCAUUUAUGCGCCAUGAAAAUGAAGAUCAUUAUACGUGGGCGUUGAACAAUUUGAGAAAACUAUACCUCCCAAACAAUGUACCGGGGGUCGUUGUGACUGAUAGGGAAUUGGGGCUAAUAAAGGGGUUAGAGAAUGUGUUCCCAGAGUCAUAUCAUCUUCUAUGCACAUUCCAUAUCAAUAGGAAUGUGGGUCGUCGUGCUGCACAAUGCUUGGGUAACAGUAAGUCUCGAGGAAUUACCUUCGUUCGUGAGGUUUGGCAAAAAGUUGUAACUUCACUAUCUGUUGCACAAUACGAGAGUAACCUUGCGGCGAUGGUCGAUGAGUACAGAAACAAUGCGGAUUUACUCGAGUACCUAGAUACGACUUGGCUCAUAUACAAAGAUAGGUUUGUUCGUGCAUGGACAGAUUAUGUAUUCCACCUCGGCAAUACCUCGACAAACAGGGUUGAGAGCGGUCAUAAAGCAGUAAAGGAUUGGUUGUCGUCGUCCACCGGUGGAUUUGACACCUUUUGGGCUCAGUAUCACUCACAGAUGAUCAUUCAACUUAAUGAGAUUCUGAAAACAUUUGGCAAAUCAAGGAGGAUCCGAGCGAAGACUAUCAAUGUACCCAUUUUUAGGAUUUUAUCUUCCGGAAUCGUCACACAUGCGGCCCUUAAACUUUUGGACGUUGAGCGUAAAAAAAAUGUCGAGAAUUGCAAUUGUUACUUGAAGAACACUCACGGUCUCCCUUGCAAACAUGACAUUGAUCUUAAAGAGAGUAGACGUGGUGGUGUGUUUUAUGCAGAAGAUGUCCAUAAAUUUUGGAGGACCAUGAUUUUGUUGGAUGGCAAUGAUGCUGAGAGUGUCGAUUCAGUCCCCGAUCAUAGGACACAAGCACUUGGAAGAUUAGAAGGAUUGGUUGAGGAAUUGCGUCAACGUUCUGACGUUGAGAUUAAUGAUGUGGCGGACAUAGUUUUUGAAAGGAUACACCCCGGCGAGACGGAAUUAAAUGAGCCGUCAGUACAACGACCAAGAGGCAGACCGAGGAACAACUCCACGCAGAGAGAAUUGUCAGCAUGGGAACCUCGACCACGAGGUAGUAGAGGCCGUCGAGGCAGUAGAGGUCGUGGUCCACCUUCUGAUUCAUCUAGCAGAAAUCGUAGUCGAGGUCGUUCAUCUACUGUAAGUGGGGGCGAACCGGAACGCAUUGUCCAACCUGAGUUUAUCCGGAAUCUACAUUUUGCACUUGUACCCGAUGUUGUGACGUGGAAGAACGUGUUAGGCGAUGGUAACUGCGGAUACCGGUCUGUUGCAUGUGCAGUCAAGGGCGACGAGGAGAAUUGGUAUGAUGUUAGAUUGGAUGUUUAUAAUUUUCUCAAAAAUAAUGAAGUGUUUUUCAAAGACUACUAUGGCGGCGGGAAUUACAUAUAUCAAGUGAUGACAAGUGUGGCACAUUGGCAAAAUGGACCGGCACCGCUAAAUAAAUGGAUGACUAUUACGGACGUGGGAGUGGUCGUAGCAACAUGUUACAACGCUUUGGUGUUGUCGACAAGCAGUUCUGGAAAUCAGACGUAUUUGCCGCUUUUCUCCCCCGUUGGUGUUUCACAACUAUCGCACGAGAUGACCAUUGUAUACCUGGCGGAAGGGAGUCAUUUUGUGUAUGUGAAGUUGAAUGAUAAUUGUCCACUGCCUCCAUUUGACAUGCAGUGGCGGAGGUAUAGGAACGAUAGUGUAGCUUAUUUGGACGAUGCAUUAGCGGGUAGACGUCAUUUGGGAUACUCCAUGCAUAAUCAUUGGACUCGUAUCUCGUGA